This is a messenger RNA of Gavia stellata (red-throated loon), 1655 nucleotides long. Its product is annotated as E3 ubiquitin-protein ligase BRE1B-like. The annotation marks the transcript as partial. The transcript has 9 exons. Gene Ontology annotation, cellular component: HULC complex; nucleus. Gene Ontology annotation, molecular function: ubiquitin protein ligase activity; metal ion binding. The record is from RefSeq and is a predicted model, not a curated record. Lineage: Eukaryota; Metazoa; Chordata; Aves; Gaviiformes; Gaviidae.
GGCCCAUCAACCGGGAGAUGCGGCACCUGAUCAGCAGCCUGCAGAACCACAACCACCAGCUGAAGGGCGACGUCCAGCGCUACAAGCGGAAGCUGCGGGAGGUGCAGGCCGAGAUCAACAAGCUCCGCCUCCAAGCCAGCGGCGCCCCGCCCCCCUCAAGGCAGCGCUCCGCCCCCUCACGCCCCCCACCCACCGCCGCUGCCCCCGCCCCCAGAGGAGACCACGCCUACCGGGGGAGCCCCGGGGCCCCGCCCCCCGUCAAGGGAGGAAGAGGGCGUGGCCCCGCCAGGCCCCCGCCCCCCCGGAGCCCAAGCGGGGAGGCGGCCCUCACCCCCGCCCCACCGGAGGCGCCCCCUCCGCGGCGACCGCCGGAGGAAGAGGAGCUGCCCACCCUCCCGCCGCCCCCCCGCGGUUCCCGCCGCCGGCGCCCCCCCCCGGCGCAGCCCCCUCCGCUCCGGGGUAAAGGAACCCCCCCACGGUUCCCCCCCGUCCCCCCCGGAGCUUCCCGGGGGGUUCCGGAUCGGGAACGGGAACGGCUGCGGGAGCGGGAGCGCCCCAAAGGUCCCCCGGAGGAAGGCAAGAAGAAGGAUUCGGAGGUCCUCAAGCAGCUGCGGGGGGAGCUCAAGAAGGCGCAGGAGAGCCAGAAGGAGAUGAAGCUGCUGCUGGACAUGUACAAGUCGGCCCCCAAGGAGCAGCGGGACAAGGUGCAGCUGAUGGCGGCCGAGAGGAAGAGCAAGGCGGAGGCGGAGGAGCUGCGGGGACGGGCGCGGGAGCUGGAGGGAGCGGGGAGCGGCGGGAGAGCAAGAAGCUGGCGGUACGAGGAGGCCCUGCGGCGCCUGCGCCACGCCGAGGAGCAGAUCGAGCACCUCCAGCGCAAGCUGGCCGCCACAAGGCAGGAGGAGGAGGCGCUGCUGUCGGAGAUGGACGUGACGGGUCAGGCCUUCGAGGACAUGCAGGAGCAGAACCUGCGGCUGCUGCAGCAGCUGCGGGAGAAGGACGACGCCAACUUCAAGCUGAUGUCGGAGAGGAUUAAGGCCAACCAGAUCCACAAGCUGCUGCGGGAGGAGAAGGACGAGUUGGCCGAGCAGGUCCUCGCCCUCAAGGCUCAGGUGGACGCCCAGUUGCUGGUGGUGCAGAAGCUGGAGGAGAAGGAGCGGGGGCUGCAGAGCAGUCUGGCGGCGGUGGAGAAGGAGUUGGCCCUGCGCUCCCAAGCUCUGGAGCUCAACAAGAGGAAGGCGGUGGAAGCGGCGCAGCUGGCGGAGGACCUGCGGGCGCAGGGGGAGCACGUCCAGGCGCGGCUGCGGGAGCUGCAGGCUUGCGCCGCCGAGAACCGGGCCGCCAAGGACAAGGAGUCCCUCAGCCUCAAACGGGCCCAGGAGGAGCUGUCGCGGCUGCGGCGGAAGCUGGAGAAGCAGCGGAAGGUGGAGGUCUACGCCGACGCCGACCAGAUCCUCCAGGAGGAGAUCAAGGAGUAUCGGGCCCGCCUGACCUGCCCGUGCUGCAACGCCCGCAAGAAGGACGCCAUCCUCACCAAGUGCUUCCACGUCUUCUGCUUCGAGUGCGUCAAGAGCCGCUACGACACGCGCCAGCGCAAGUGCCCCAAGUGCAACGCCGCCUUCGGCGCCCACAACUUCCACCGCGUCUACAUCAGCUGA